AUGAAUAUAGAUAAAUUGCGAUCAGUGAGAGAGGGUCAACGAAGAUGUGUAGAAAUUCAGCUUGAACGAAUUGAACGGGGGAAAGAGAAUUCAUCGAUGAUAGAAUUUAAUGCAAUUCUCGAAGCCAUUGUCAGAAAAGCAGAGACGAUCAAAUCCUUAAACGAACAGAUUUUAGAACUAACGGAAGUAACCGACAUUGAGGGGGAAAUAAUAAGCAGUGAAGAAUAUGGAUUGUCGCUGGAAAUAAAGGUGAGAGAACUUCGAGCUUAUAGCGAAAACAGAAAAAGCAACACUGAAGAACAACAGAAUGCUUAUAGCGAACCAUCUAACCCGCAAAACCAGGACCAAGACGGAAGUGGUUCCCUGAUCGAAAAUAAUAACGUGAAUAAUGGUAACAGUUCUUUGCAAAAUACGCAACUAGAAGGCAGUGCGGCUCAAGUUAUUCAAGGAUUUGCACUAACGAAUGCAAAUUACAUACAAGCAGUCGAUUUACUGAAGGAGAGGUUCGGACAGACUCAUAAAAUCAUUCAUGCGUAUAUACAGGUGUUACUAAACCUGCCAGCCCCGAGCAAUACUCUACACAGUAUGAGAAAUUAUAUCGACAAUUUAGAAGCUUAUAUCCGUGGAUUGGAGUCCCUAGGCCAAAAUCAAAAUACAUAUGGAACGCUUUUAGUACCGGUCAUUAUAGACAAACUUCCGGCAGAAAUUCGCAAGAGUUUAGCACGAGAAAAUGGCAGCGAUGAGUUGUUAUUAGAAACUUUACGAAAAGCGUUAUACCGUGAACUGAAUAUCAUGGAGGCCGGGCAGACUACAGAUGAUUUAACAGUUUAUAGAACUACAGCGUCGUUUUUCACGGGCGCGAGACAGAAAACAGGAACCGGAAGUCUCGUGACACAGAAUUCCGCACGCGAAACGUUUGAUGACCAGGAACAGUGCAUUUUUUGCAACGAAUUUCACAAUGCCAAAGACUGUACAGAAGUAACUGAUAAGAGAGCUAGAAAAGACAUUAUAAGAAAUAAACAUUUAUGUUUUAAUUGUUUGAAUAUUCACCACCAAGUCAUUAACUGUCCAUCAAACUACAGGUGCUUUAAAUGUAGAAGAAAACAUCACACUAGUAUAUGUGAAAGUAGUCCAGAUCCAAUUCUAAAUAUCGGUGUUAGUGAGUCAACCCAAUCUUCAACCGAAUAUCAACCCACAAAUCAAGCACAAACUGCAACUUUAAAGUCAAGUGCCGCAUAUGAAGCGUUCAUAGAUUACGACACGUAG
This is a messenger RNA of Ruditapes philippinarum (Manila clam), 1266 nucleotides long. RefSeq lists its product as uncharacterized. NCBI's taxonomy places the organism in Eukaryota, Metazoa, Mollusca, Bivalvia, Venerida, Veneridae. The transcript is spliced from 2 exons. The record is from RefSeq and is a predicted model, not a curated record. Bases 1 to 1266 code for a protein of 421 amino acids.